UUCUCCACUUUCCUGGUGGGCGCGGCGCGGGCCGGAAAGCCACCAUCGAUCAUGGACGAGGUGCUGCUGGGCCUCCCGACGUCCGUUCGGUACUUGUCUCGCGCAGGACUGAAACCUUCUGCCCUGGACCACAUCAGUUCUGGUUUCUCCAUGCUGCCCCGAAGUCACAUGCGCUCGGGCUUCAUGUCCUUCGUCGAGGGCGAGUCUCGAUUGGAUUGCUCUCUGUCUGUCGGAACUGACGUGAACGUGAGACAAACUUCGUCGGUGAGGCAAGUGGCGUGA
Symbiodinium natans is the source of this 282-nucleotide messenger RNA. The record is from the annotation of a GenBank genome assembly. Lineage: Eukaryota; Dinophyceae; Suessiales; Symbiodiniaceae.